AUGCUGAGCCGUGAGCCGAUGGAGCACGAGGAAGAGUUGAAGAUGUUAAUUGAUGAGCCUGUGGCUACGCGCUGGAUAGGGCCUCAUCGGCACAUCAUAGCGUACCCAGUGCGCAAUCAUGAACUCUUCAACAUUGUCUUGCUCCAUCCCGACGAGCAUGGUGCGGAAGAGUCGUGGACAACCACCGCGUCUAAAAUGGACAUGUUGAAGCAUUACCACGGCUGGGAUCCCCGAAUGACGAAAUUACUUAACCUGGUGAAGGAUGACGAGGUCUUGGAAUGGAAGCUUUGCAGUUAUCCACCGUUACAGACCUGGAUCGAGGGCUCUGUUGCUAUGACUGGGGAUGCGUGCCAUCCAGUGCUUCCAUAUGUCGCGCAAGGCGCAGCUCAGGCAGUGGAAGAUGCUGCCGCGCUGGGUGUGCUCUUAUCAGUGAUUUCAUCUUUUGACGAGAUCCCUAAGGCUCUACGAGCGUAUAAAGCGUCCCGAAAACUCCGAGCAGAAGCAGUUCAACAGUCAGGGACGGUCAACCGUGCCACCCUUCACCUUCCCGAUGGGCUAGAUCAACAGGCCCGUGAUGAGCAAUUCCGUGCUAGCAUGAAAGGGGGGGGGGCCAAACUCUGA
Messenger RNA from Penicillium odoratum, 621 nucleotides. Its product is annotated as salicylate hydroxylase. Bases 1 to 621 code for a protein of 206 amino acids. NCBI's taxonomy places the organism in Eukaryota, Fungi, Ascomycota, Eurotiomycetes, Eurotiales, Aspergillaceae. The transcript is spliced from 2 exons. Gene Ontology annotation, molecular function: monooxygenase activity; FAD binding. The record is from RefSeq and is a predicted model, not a curated record. Gene Ontology annotation, biological process: secondary metabolite biosynthetic process.